CCUCUCUCCCCUUCUCUCUCUGCGCAAAACCCUCUCUGUGCUUUUCUUCUCUGUAAGUGAAAGUAUCUGUGGAGAAAUGGGGGCUGGGCGUGAGGUCCAAAGCUCACUGGACGGGCUGAGGGACAAGAACGUGAUGCAGCUGAAGAAGCUCAACACUGCUCUCUUCCCAGUUCGCUACAACGACAAGUACUACGCCGAUGCCCUCGCUUCUGGCGAUUUCACCAAACUAGCAUAUUUCAGUGAUAUAUGUGUUGGUGCAAUUGCAUGCCGGCUUGAGAAGAAGGAAGGUGGGGCUGUCCGUGUGUACAUCAUGACACUGGGAGUUUUAGCACCAUAUCGUGGGCUGGGCAUUGGUAAAAAGCUGUUGAACCAUUCUCUUGAUCUGAGCUCCAAGCAAAAUAUUUCUGAAAUUUACUUGCAUGUUCAGACAAACAAUGAGGACGCCAUAAACUUCUAUAAGAAAUUUGGGUUUGAAAUCACAGAAACCAUCCAGAAUUACUACACAAACAUCACCCCUCCAGACUGCUAUGUCCUUACCAAGUAUAUUACUCAGACAAAGAAAUAAUAUGUCAAAGCUAUCAAUGGGGAGUUGUUACAUUAAAUUUUGAUCUCUGUUAUUUCGCUGGAUUUUGUCUAGUUUUUAGAAUUAUAAACUUUGCUAACAUUUGUUGGAAGGCUGAAUCAUGUAACAGUUAAUCUGCUAUAUUUUUAGAGAAAUGAAUGUCUUUUAAUGAUUGGAUUAGCUUAUGAGCACUUGAAAGUUUUGUAAUUUAUUUGG
Molecule: messenger RNA, 778 nt
Organism: Prunus mume (Japanese apricot)
Lineage: Eukaryota; Viridiplantae; Streptophyta; Magnoliopsida; Rosales; Rosaceae
Product: Acyl-CoA N-acyltransferases (NAT) superfamily protein
Biological process (GO): mitotic sister chromatid cohesion
Cellular component (GO): NatA complex
Molecular function (GO): N-acetyltransferase activity
Source: RefSeq, a predicted model, not a curated record